Messenger RNA from Esox lucius (northern pike), 1427 nucleotides. RefSeq lists its product as uncharacterized. Gene Ontology annotation, biological process: dolichol-linked oligosaccharide biosynthetic process. Gene Ontology annotation, molecular function: hexosyltransferase activity. The coding region runs from base 263 to 757 and encodes 164 amino acids. The record is from RefSeq and is a predicted model, not a curated record. NCBI's taxonomy places the organism in Eukaryota, Metazoa, Chordata, Actinopteri, Esociformes, Esocidae. The transcript is spliced from 4 exons.
GAAGUGUUAUCGCUGGUGGCAUUUGCUAAAUGUUCAUCAAAGGAACCCUACCUUUUCAGGAAAUCUACCUCGCUGGGGUUGAAAGCAGAAAGUGCAAGUCCAUGUCCAAGCCUUCAGAUGGCGGUGUUCUGCCUUCUAGUCCGGAAAUGAAGAGAAAAACGUGACGAAAUACGUAAACAAAUCUGAAACUAACCAGCACUCGAGUACCGGCACUGGAAAUAGCAUUUGACGAGAUCUAUUUCUGACUUCUCAUAGUGUAACAAUGAAGACAGUGUUUGUAACUGUAGGAACAACCAGCUUUGAUGAACUAAUUGAACGUAUUACGACUCCAGAAGCUGUUCAAGCGUUGAAAGGCCGUGGCUGUCAACAGUUGGUAUUGCAGGUUGGACGAGGCUCCAUCCUUCCGGAGUCAGACAGCUGCUACGAGCUCGGGAUAAACGCCUUUCGAUUCAAGGAUUCCAUCGCUGAAGAUAUUAAGUGCGCUGACCUGGUUAUCAGCCAUGCUGGUGCAGGUAGUUGCCUGGAGACCCUAGGUGCAGGCAAACCACUGCUAGUGGUGGUCAAUGACAAACUCAUGGAUAAUCACCAGCUAGAACUGGCCAAUCGGCUAUACAAGGACUCACAUCUGCUGUACUGCACCCCCAGUACUCUCGUUGAGACCCUGAAGACAAUGGACUUCUCCGUCCUGUCACCGUUCUUACCUGGACAACCAAAGCAUUUUGCAGAUUUCCUGGACAGGGCGCUUGGUAUCCAGUGAUUCCAGCAGAAGUCAGCCUCUGAGAUCAACUCAUCACUGUGUUAAGAACUGAGGUUUUGUUUUGAAUCUCUCUUUGUCUUUGACAUGAAUUGGGGGUUGGGCAGGAGAGAUGUUAUCCAGGGUCACGUCCAAUUAAGGAUGUUUUCAACUCAUGGGUGAAAAGAAAAGCAAAUUAAUUGAAUUAAUGGCGCUAAAGUGAGUGGCUGAGACGGAGAGAGCAGCCUACCCUUGUGGGCUGUGUAUACCGUGCAAAACAAAACAUCAAACCAAGCCCUACCAGAGUUUGGCCAGAUUUUAAGGACAUCUGCCAUGUUAGUGUCUUUUGCAGUAUUUGGUGAUGUACCAAAACAAGGGCACCUAUUACAAUUCCCUGUGCAUGAACCCACUGUAAAACCCUCUCUGGCAGAACCAACCAUGGUCAAACAGUAUGCCUAGGUGUGUUUUGUUUGGCUUCUAGGUUCUACUAGGAUGCAAAGUAAACCCCAUUUCUGGAGAAAUUAUUUGCACAUUAUUUGCAGAAUGUGUGUGUAAUAAAACUGUUUUUCUAAGGCUUUUGGUGUGCCAUUCAUGUUUGUUUCGUAAAUGGUCGCAUACACAUUGUAGCAGAUGCUGUCACGAGUGAAGUGAAACUCUUAUUUUGGUCUGUAUAAAAAAUUGUCAUUUGAAUAUA